AUGGAACACCUGCCUCGCUCAGCCUCAGCCUCUACCUCCUUGGCUAUAUCUGGACCUUAUGUUUGUGCAGAUCUCCUGGACAGCCUGCUUCAUGAAAUCAUUGCUCUCUUUAACUCAUUCCGUGACUUCCUUGCUUUCGCUGGCACUUGCCGCUCUUGGCGCGCUGCAGUCUCUACCUUUCCCUCUGUGUAUACAUUCGGCUUCCCGCCAUUCCACUUGAAACCAGACGGUCCUUAUGUUCGUCCACAUAGCAGCGGUAUCAAGCCCAUCCUUUUGUCUAAUUGCAAAUGGCAGCUCAGCGAUCCCAGCAAGAAAAACUUAUCCCUUGUGUGUUCAGUGUCUGAAAAUAAUCCAAAUACAAUGCACUAUUUGGGUUGCUCAUAUGGGUAUCUUAUCUUCUCCUACGAGGAGCACUGCCUCCUUGUCAAUGUGUACACUGGUACCAAGGUGAAGCCCCCCAAACUCCCACCCAACAACAGACUUGGGUACUUAUGUGGCAUAGGCAUCCUUACAGCUCCAUUAAAUUCACCCAACUCUCGCCUCCUCCUUUGCUCGAAAGCUUCCAUGUUUGAGUGGCAGGUUGGAACAAACUCCUGGUCAGAGCACCCUCUUGCUCUUGAUCGUGAAAACAUCUAUCAGAUUGUGUUCUUCAGAGGUGAUAUCUUUGUCAUAGAUGGUCUUAUGAGGCUCCACACUAUACACUUGACGCCUCAGUUCAGCAUGCAAGAAGUUGCAAUUAAAUUGGAGUUUGCGCCUCUUCAUCCAUGGUUAGUGGUCUGUGGUGACAUGCUUCUCAUGGUUGACCAACUGUUAAGCUAUGGCGAAUUGAAUGGCUCAGUUGACACAACCAUUAAGGUCUUCCGCCUCGACUUUUCUGUUGAACCAGCUGAGUGGGUGAAGCUGGAGAAGCUGGAAAAUCAUGCUCUGUUUGUUAGCGUCGAUAGGAGGAAUCCUACAUUUUCUUGCAUGAGCCCGGAAAGAUGGGGAGGAAAGAGUAACUGCAUUUAUUUUGCCAGGCUAUCUGAAGGUCCUGAUGAAACUUGGUCUGCCGUCGAUCUUGGUCAGCCAGUGCUAAAAGACAUAGUUUUCCCCAUCUACUAUGGUAUGGUGCUCCCUCCUGACUGCAGCCUACUAAGUAGCCUAUGGGUGUUCCCCAAUUUAAUUUAUGGUUCUGGCUAGUAAUCCCGUUGCAGGAUUAUUGUCUAGUUUGCACAAGACCUGAUCCGGCAUUUAUUUCAGUUAGCAACUGGUUCUGUAACUCUAAUGGUUUCCUGUCUUUGGGACCAAUGUUUUGUGUUCAAGUACAAUUGACCCGCAUUGACAUUGUGUUGACACUCCUGGUUGUAUUGUGGUGAACAAUGGGGUUGCAUUUGUCA
Molecule: messenger RNA, 1376 nt
Organism: Triticum dicoccoides
Lineage: Eukaryota; Viridiplantae; Streptophyta; Magnoliopsida; Poales; Poaceae
Exons: 2
Coding region: 1-1179 (392 amino acids)
Source: RefSeq, a predicted model, not a curated record